Molecule: messenger RNA, 3652 nt
Organism: Cercospora beticola
Lineage: Eukaryota; Fungi; Ascomycota; Dothideomycetes; Mycosphaerellales; Mycosphaerellaceae
Biological process (GO): transmembrane transport; metal ion transport
Cellular component (GO): membrane
Molecular function (GO): protein binding; metal ion transmembrane transporter activity
Source: RefSeq, a predicted model, not a curated record
AUGCCCAGGAGACCCGUCAGCCUGCAGAGCGGUGACAGCGCAAAUCUGCGACCCGAGCCAAGGCUUCUCAAGGCCGUCGAGCAGAAUGAUGUGUCCAAGGUCAGAGAAGUGAUAGAAGACGCCCAGCAUGAACGGCAUUUUGGGCGGAACUUGCUCUCUGUCGGACUUGUCCGUGCCUGCGACAAAGGUCAUGUCGAAGUUGCUAGAUACUUGCUGACCCGCGGCGCCGAUCCGGAAUAUGUGUCCGGCAAUAAACCGCCAGCAAUUCUGCGUGCGGCAGAGCGUGGCCAAACAGAGCUGGUCGAAGUUUUAAUCGAUCAUAGGGCUAAUAUGGAGGCCAUGGACAAGAAGGGUCGGACUGCUUUGAUGACUGCAGCUUGGAAAGGGCAUAAAGCUAUUGUCGAGCUUUUGAUCACGCGCGGCGCCCAUGUCGACACCGUGGACCUGCGGCGUAGAAAUGUGCUGCAUAACAUCGCAGCGGAUCAAGGCGAGAAGCGCCACUUUACAAAUCCAUCACAGAGGCCAAAGCGGAAAUGCGGGAUGGAUAUUGUGCAGUACCUUCUCCAGGCAGGAGUUAAUGUUGAAGCCGAAGACGAACUAGGCAGAACAUCGGUUCACUGGGCAUGUGUGACGGACAAUGAAGAGCUACUCAAGAUUUUGCUCACGACACGAUUCGGCGGAGCAUCUCCGCAAGCGCGAGUCAAUGCCACAGAUAUGCGCAUGAAGAGUCCAUUACAGUUGGCCGUUUCGAACAACCGCGAAAAUCUUGUCAGCGUGUUGAUUGAGCAUGGAGCUGACGUUCAUUCCAAAUCGGAUGGAGACUGGACGGCGCUGCACAAUGCAUGCCAGUCAGCUAGUGGCGCAGUGGUCCAUAUGCUUAUAGUGGCUGGCGCAGAUGUGAAUGGCGAACUCUUGAACGGCAGAACACCUCUUCAUGUCGCGGCGGAGUUUGGCAGCGUAGAUGCUGCGGAAUGUUUACUCGAGACCCACGGGAUCAAGAGAUCCGUAAAAGAUCGCUUUGGAAACACUCCUCUCCUGAUCGCGGCGCAAAAGUCGAAGACGAAGAUUGUAGAGAUGCUCGCGCCAUGGAAUCACAUUCACGAUCUUUCACCGGAUGAGAUCGCAGCCUGCAAGCAGUUCAAUGCUACUAUAGUCGACUUUGGGAACUUCAAAAACGAAAACAGAGUGCAAAGACGAUCUGUGUACGAAUUGCUGUAUGCGCGAGACGUUAAAGAUGCUACCAAGCACUCCAUCAGCACGCUGCCCUCCAAUAUCAAAGCUACCCACUUCAGGUGGAUUCAUCUACCUGUCAACAAUAUUGCCUGGUGCGAUGCGCUGCUCACAAAGCGUUUCAUCGAAGAAGGCGCUGCGGACGUAGAAGGAUACAAGUCGCUCGAGACUGCUUUCAACCACCAGCAUCGAGGUCAACAGCACCAUUCGCGGUUUAUGAGACCGAUGUGUCAGAUUGUGCAUCGCACAGAAGCUGAUUUGGAGGAGCUUGGUCCGCCUGCAGUCAUCGUUGAAGAGCCAGGCUCACUGUCACCUAUUCCUGGUACACCAACCAGGAGUAAAAGUGGUGACAAAUUAGCCAAGCUCGCGACAGAGGACUCAAAUGCUCCCGCUGCUGCAGAGCCGCCAAAGUCGAAGAGCAAAUCGGCAAGACCUCAGCGGCAAAGUACUACAGACACAAGUUCAACAAUGGCAGCUUCUGAUGCAUCCAUCACCAGCAAGCAAAAUGUUCAACCUGGAAAGCCACCAGUAAAACGUCAGGAAACAGACUCGACGGUUGCUACCUCUGCAACGAAUGCUAGCAAGAAGGCGGCAAAAUCAGGGAAUGCAGGCGGCAAAACAAUGAAGGAAUCGCGCAAACCACCAGGUCGCCAGUCUUCCAAGAAUACCUUGGACAAAGGUGCUGCCUCACCUUCGAAGCGACUUCAACACUCUCGUAGCAUCUUCAUGUUCAUGCCCUAUCUUCACUUCGAGACAGAUCGACGACGACGAGAAAUGCAGCUGGCCAUGGAGAAUCCACAAAAGCUGGCAAUAUCGGGAGUUGCAGAUGAAGUCCUACUUCGUGCCCAUCUGAGCAAGAGCGCCUCUUUCCUGCAUGUGCGACGCACGUUGGACCAGUUCUUUUACCACAAUAUCGACACCACAUAUCGCGAUUGUGACCAAGUCGUCUAUCGAUUCCAGGAAAAGCACUACAAGAACCUUGAAGGCGGACCUAAGAUCUUUAUGGUUGAUCAAUUGUGGAUGUGGAUCCUGGGCAAGGACUUGGUUGUUACUAGCUUCCCUCAAAGAUGGCGUCAACCACGUAAUGAUCCUCUGAAUGUACUGGAGGGCAUUAUCGAAGAUAUCAAUUCGAAAACCAGAGAACCUGUUCAGGAUGUGUAUGAGCUCGCCAUGACUAUCGCUGGACGCUGUUUCGGGACAUUCGACAGGCAUCGCAAAGGUGACGACGAUUUCCAAUUUCUCGAUAUGUUCGAGAGCAGCAUCGGAGCUGCGAUGGACAAUGAAGCAUCGCUAUUUCAAGGCUUCUCAAAGGCCAGCAGACAGGCCUCUGAAUGGUUGAGGAGCCACGAAAAGCGUGGUCGCUUCUCGAAGCAGUUGGAAGCAGACUCCAAAGCAUACGAACAUGCAGCGAAGAGACAUCCUGAUCGACAGGAGUUAGACGAGUCUCAGAAGAAUGACCCAGCAUUCAUCAACCAGCUGCUCGACGUUGGUGCAGAAACCGACUUGCUCGCUGAGAUCAAGGAUAUUCGAGAUGAGCUCGACAUCAUUCGGAUGGUGCUCGAUCAUCAAAAACAUCUUCUUCCGGAGCUGAAGGAAGCAGUCAAAGCUGUUUACCAUAUGGAGCGAUCUCACGCAAGGGUGCGUAGAGCCGAGAAAGCCUUUGACGAUCAGGAGAAGACUAUAACAAAUCCCAUCAAAGACAUCAAUCGUAUGGAGAUUCAAGCCAAUCGUGUGUACGAGAGCAUCGUGUCUUUGCUUGACCUUAAACAGAAACACGCCAACGCCUUCGAGGCGCGGUUCGCUCGCGAUCAAGCCGCUGGUACACAACGUCAAGGACAGACCAUCAUGGUGUUUACAAUCGUUACAAUCGUCUUUCUGCCACUUUCCUUCAUCACGGCUUUUUUUGCAGUCAACAUCGAGGAGUUUCCCCAUCCGGGAGGGGCUGGAUCGAGUGCCGAGAUACCACUGUCCUACGCAUCUUCUUACAUCUUCGGCAUUGGACUAGCAAUAUCUGUGCCGGCCAUCGCUGUUGCUCUCAAUGUGGGUCGGAUCAACAAUAUCGGGUGGCGCCUACGAACGUGGUGGAAGAGAAACAGGGCAAAUAAUGGCGAGGCCGAAAAGGGCGCCGAGACUCGGCAAAUAGAGGAGACUCUAUCGAUGGCCAAGAGUCUAAGAAGAAGCGUGGAAUUUUAUGCAACCAGCAAUGGAAAAGUUCUCAGCCCGCCUCCCAGGAGAAGCGAGGAGGGAGUGUAUGCGCGACGAGUGAGCAGACAAGAGAGACAUUUGGAACAAGAUCUGGAACGUGGAAGAAGGAAUGCCAGGACUGACCCAUUUUGAUGAGAAAUUGAUGCAUGACAGGAUAUACGACAGACAGUACAUUGUGAUUGGGAAAGCGGUCCAAAGUGUAACACAACAACGACAG